Messenger RNA from Chironomus riparius, 2708 nucleotides. The record is from the annotation of a GenBank genome assembly. Lineage: Eukaryota; Metazoa; Arthropoda; Insecta; Diptera; Chironomidae.
AUGGCUGCAAUGGUCAACAUGAGUAAUUUAUUGAAUGGAAAAGACUCUCGAUGGCUUCAACUUGAAGUGUGUCGAGAAUUUCAACGAAACAAAUGUUCGCGUCCAGAUACUGAAUGUAAAUUUGCACAUCCACCCGCAAAUGUAGAAGUGCAGAAUGGUCGUGUAACGGCAUGUUACGACAGCAUUAAAGGUCGAUGCAAUAGAGAGAAACCACCUUGCAAGUACUUUCACCCGCCGCAACAUUUAAAAGAUCAAUUACUAAUCAAUGGACGCAAUCAUUUAGCAUUGAAAAAUGCUCUAAUGCAACAAAUGGGAAUGGCGGGCUCUCCAACGCCAACACCAACAAUACUUCAAAGUCCGCUUCAGCCCAUGACUGCCAAUCGAUUUUUGCCUACUAGUAACCCCUACAAUCCUUAUUUUACGACUGGAACAUUGCUGCCCACAACGCUUCUCGGGCCAGAACAUGCCGCAACUGCAUUAGCUAGUUCAUCCCCCAUGCAACCACAAGCAGUGCCAUUAGGUAGUGCCACAAAUAAUGCAGCACAGCCACAGAAACGAACUGAUCGAGUUCAGAUGAAUCAAAUGAAAUUAACGACUCCAUAUUGUUAUGAACGUUUUAUAUUUCCUGGAUUAUUGCCUUAUAAGAGACCAGCACCGGAUAAGCCUACUGCUGCAGGCAUUCAAACAAUUUACCAGCCAUCAGCUGCGGCAUAUCAACAGCUCAUGCAACUGCAAUCAGCACAACAAUCUUACGUGCCCGUCUCAUGUGAGUAUAAAAAAAUCAAUAAGACUCAUGCUUCAGCCAACAACUACAAAAACUACACUAUCUAUCCUCAAAAUACAUCCACAGCUACUCCUAAUGCUAACAAUUUACAUCAUCAUCCUAAUUUAAACAGUCAAACUAGCAUUAAUGCCUGUAAUUUUAAUUAUCAAUUGAAUACUAAAAAUCCUAAUACAACCUGUAACAAUAAUAAUAAUUUUAUAAGUAACAAUAAUUUUGCAAGUAAUAAUAAUAAUAAUGAUAAUCCAAUUACUUCCACUUUUUUCGCUGAUGCUGAUGCACAAAAAAUUACACCUACAGCACAACAAAAUUCGAUAAAUCAAAGCUCGCCCAGUAGUAAGGCUAUCAUCCCAUCCAAUAUAAUUGAUAAUAAUACGCUGUCAAAAAAUGUUGCUGUUGCCACUUCGAUUAUUGCUGCGCCUGUUGAUGAUGACGGUGGUGACACUGAGAAUGCUCUUACUGUGCAAAAUGCAAAAACUCAAAUCAAUGCGAAUGGAAUUGAUGCUAAAAGUGUGGCUACAAAUAUUAAUGCUUCUAGUAAUAUUAUUUCGGACUUAGUUGUUGAAGAGAAUAAUAAUAAAUCGAUUAAUGAGAUGUCUAAUAGUAGCUCAUCGGAUUUAUCAAAACAAAUUAUUAAUAAUAAUCAAAACAGCAUAAUUUCAGUUGCUAAAAGUAACAAUAACAAUAGUAGCAUAAGUCAUAUUGUUGAUGAUGCCACAAAAACAUCAAUUCAGUCGGCUAUUGAUGAGAGUAAUUUGAAUGCAAUUAGCUUUAAUUCUGGAAAUAGUAGCUCACCUGCUGCCGCUACAUUACCGGCAAUUUAUACCACCAACAAUUCCAUUACAACAUCAGUUAAUAAUAUUAGUAAUAAUAAUAAUAAUAAUAUUUUAUCGCGUAAAAAUAGUCUCACGACGCCAAAUCAGCAUUUAAUCAACAAUAGUAGUUCAAAGAAUCCUUUAAAUACUAACAGUGGUAAAGUUGACAAUGUGCCUGAUUUAAUUAAUGCUUCUUCGCUUAAUAAUCCUCAAGCUGCUUUAUUAUCGGCUGUCUUUUAUAAUCAGCCAUAUCAGCAACUUGCCAUGACACCCAAUUUAUAUUCAGAUCCAGCACAAUUAGCCAAAGAAAUGGCUCAAAAGAAUUAUGUUAAUGCAUUAAAAUUAGCUGCUGCUGCUCAAACGCCAACGUCAAUGGCACAGUCGGCUAAUAUGGCUGGAAAGACAUAUUCCACAAAUCCAUUAACUGCAUAUUCCUAUCCGGGAAUGGCUAUGUCUGCUAAUAAUAAUUCUGCUGCAGCUGCGGCUGCGAUGUUUAAUCAAGCAAAUCAAAUGCCUGGUUCAUCAGCAUCAUCCCAACGCUUUAAUGCACAAAUUUCAUCACAAAAUCGUGCUCAAUACAUGCCUGCUGCCCUUUCACGUCAAAUGCAGAAUCCUUACCAGCAUACAUUCAUUAGACCCCAACUUCAAACUGCAAAUCUUACAAAUGCUGCUGCAGCAGCGCAAAAUCCCUAUUUUGCAGCACAUCAACAAUUCUUAAAUCAACAAAAUUUAUUCUAUUCGGGAUUAACGAGUCCCCUUGCUAGUCCACAAAUGACAGCAACUACGGUUGCAUCACAAAUGACUUCACCAUUUGCGGCAGCAUCCUAUCCAUAUAGUGCUCUCAGUCAAGCUCAAGCAUAUAGUAAUGCACAGAGCUUGCCAACAUCAAUGAUGCAAGUGCCCCAAAUAACGUCUCAAUCGUCACAGACUGGAAGUUCUAGUGCAGUACUAAAUCCAUAUAAGAAAAUGAAAACCUCUUAGGAUAUUCUCCCCAGUGAUAAAUUAACACGCUUCUUAAUGUAGAUAAGAUGAAAAUUAUUUAGAGAUUGAUUUUGAUAGUUGCACACACACAUACACAUAUACAAAAAUAAAAAAAAUAACUUAAUAAGAGA